UUUUACUGUUAUUGUUGCUAUUAUUUUAAAGGACUGGAGACUGAUGCAUGAGGGGCCCAAGGAGGCGCAGGAGCGGUGGUGAUGGUGUGGGAAGCGGAGCUGAAGUGCCUGGGCUUUGGUGAGGCGUGACAGUUUAUCAUGACUGUGUUCAGGCAGGAAAACGUGGAUGAUUACUACGACACCGGCGAGGAACUUGGCAGUGGGCAGUUUGCAGUCGUGAAGAAAUGCCGGGAGAAAAGCACUGGUCUACAGUAUGCCGCCAAGUUUAUCAAGAAAAGGAGGACGAAAUCCAGCCGGCGGGGCGUGAGCCGCGAGGACAUCGAGCGGGAGGUCAGCAUACUGAAGGAGAUCCAGCACCCCAACGUCAUCACCCUACAUGAGGUUUAUGAAAACAAGACAGAUGUCAUCCUGAUCUUAGAACUGUGA
Molecule: messenger RNA, 426 nt
Organism: Neomonachus schauinslandi (Hawaiian monk seal)
Lineage: Eukaryota; Metazoa; Chordata; Mammalia; Carnivora; Phocidae
Product: death-associated protein kinase 1-like
Exons: 2
Coding region: 139-426 (95 amino acids)
Biological process (GO): intracellular signal transduction; protein phosphorylation; positive regulation of apoptotic process
Cellular component (GO): nucleus; cytoplasm
Molecular function (GO): ATP binding; protein serine/threonine kinase activity
Source: RefSeq, a predicted model, not a curated record